Messenger RNA from Ilex paraguariensis (yerba mate), 1344 nucleotides. Lineage: Eukaryota; Viridiplantae; Streptophyta; Magnoliopsida; Aquifoliales; Aquifoliaceae. The record is from the annotation of a GenBank genome assembly.
AUGGCGGCCUCUGUUCAAAACCGGCAGUUCGGUCACCUCGAACCGGGCUUAAACGGCGCUAUCCGUGCCUUCAAGUCCGGUCGGUCCGACUCUCCGGUCCGUGGCUUCAAAAUCCCCACAAGCCCAGAACUGAACGUUCCUAAAAAACCUGUCAUAUUGGAAGAUUCAUCCAGCGAUGAUGAUGAAGAAAAUAAUUAUAAAGACGCCAUUAAGAAGGCCAACGCGGAGUUGGAACCACCGGCUUUGGAUUCCAGAGAUGAAGGCACCGCCGAUAAUUGGAUCGAGCGCAACCCAUCAAUGGUUCGACUCACCGGAAAACACCCAUUCAACUCUGAGCCACCCUUGACUCGUCUCAUGCAUCACGGUUUCAUCACUCCAGUCCCACUUCAUUAUGUUCGUAACCACGGUCCAGUUCCAAAAGGUACAUGGGAGGAGUGGACCGUAGAGGUGUGCGGGUUGGUUAAACGACCAACCCGCUUCACCUUGGAUCAAUUGGUCAAUGAAUUUCCUUACAGGGAAUUUCCAGUGACCUUGGUAUGUGCAGGCAAUCGUAGAAAAGAACAAAACAUGAUCAAGAAAACAAUCGGGUUCAACUGGGGAGCUGCCGGACUAUCCACCUCGGUGUGGCGUGGGAUACCCCUAUGUCACAUUUUGAAGCGGUGUGGCAUUUUUAGCCGGAAAAAAGGUGCUCUCAACGUGUGUUUUGAGGGGGCCGAGGACUUGCCAGGAGGGGGCGGAUCAAAAUACGGGACAAGCCUUAAAAAGGAGAUAGCAAUGGAUCCAGCAAGGGACAUCAUAGUGGCGUACAUGCAGAACGGCGAACUUUUGUCCCCCGAUCACGGAUUUCCGGUCCGAAUGAUCAUUCCAGGAUUCAUCGGUGGAAGAAUGGUGAAAUGGCUUAAACGUAUCAUAGUCACAACUCAAGAAUCGGAUAGUUAUUACCAUUACAGGGACAACCGGGUCCUCCCGUCCCAUGUUGAUGCUGAGCUAGCCAAUGCUGAAGCUUGGUGGUAUAAGCCAGAAUACAUCAUCAAUGAGCUAAAUAUCAACUCAGUGGUUACAACGCCUUGUCAUGGAGAGAUCCUGCCGAUUAACGCAUGGACCACUCAGAUGCCUUACACGUUGAGAGGCUACGCUUAUUCUGGAGGAGGGAAGAAAGUGACACGUGUGGAGGUAACAUUGGAUGGAGGGGAGACAUGGCAUGUGUGCAGCUUGGACCACCCAGAGAAGCCCAACAAGUACGGCAAAUACUGGUGCUGGUGCUUCUGGUCCCUCGACCUGGAGGUGCUGGACCUGAUUGGUUCCAAAGGGAUUGCAGUCCGANCGUGGGUGGAAUGCAUGUAG